This is a messenger RNA of Ustilaginoidea virens, 1059 nucleotides long. RefSeq lists its product as uncharacterized. The transcript has 3 exons. The coding region runs from base 1 to 1059 and encodes 352 amino acids. NCBI's taxonomy places the organism in Eukaryota, Fungi, Ascomycota, Sordariomycetes, Hypocreales, Clavicipitaceae. The record is from RefSeq and is a predicted model, not a curated record.
AUGCCUUAUUGCUCAGAGACCAUCCGCAGCAUGAUUCCGGGAGAAAUGCCGCCUACUCUCGCGUAUGAAGCCCCCGUCAUAUCCAGAGAUCCAUGGAACAAAGCCAAUAGUGGGCUGGCCGACCACUACGGCAACCCAGGCUUUGCAAACGGGUUUUAUGCUACGCCGAGCAUGAACUACAACGGCAGUUGCUACACCCAUAGCGGCACCACCACUAGAUCGUCUAGUGGUUACAACUCGCGAGCGGACAACUCGUCAUCCGCAUCGUCCAACUAUGCGUCUCGAUCUUCUGUCAUGGUCCCCGCGCUGAACGGCCCUCAAGCCGCCGGCAACCCGCCAUCCUGGGAGAUCCAAGGGCGAUACUCUCCGACUGGCUCGUUCGAGGACAUUGUUGCCUCGCCAAGCGUGUCGGAUUACUCGGUCGAAAAUGCCAUGGUAGUAAGCAGCCCAAACCACAAGGCACGAUCCACGGGCAAGCGAGGGUCUCAGCGCCGACCGUCCAACAGAGACGAGUUUGAUGGCCCUCAUCAGUUCCUCCAACGUCCCCCACAGGACGUGAUUGACAUGCAGGAAAGGGAGUUGCCGCACCUCCCCACCAACCUGCACGUUCAAGAGCAAGACGCUGUGCUGAGCCGCGUCAACGACCGUCUCUCGCAAUGCGCGUUUGAUUUUGUCGCCAAAUAUCAGUUUCCUAUUCCGCUGACGCAGGAUAUGAGACCCGUGGAAAGACCGCAGGACCGUGAAUGGACCGAGUGGGUUUACCUCCUCAAAAGGCUUGCCACCAAGCGCCGCAUUCCCGCCCGCGUGCUUUACAAUGGCCAAAUCAAACAGUUUGUCACCAUUCUCGAGAAUUCACUCGAGAUGCGCCACGCUGCGAAGCACCAGAGCCGUCCCUUGAAAGACGACCGAAACAUUCUUCAGCUCAUCUCGGCCGGAAUCCAGGUGGCCAAAAUCCUAAAGGACGCAUCGGCAAUGGAAUACCUCGACAGAUUAUACGUUGAUACAGAAACUCGGAUCCUGGAACGCACCACGGGGCGAUCUGCGCGAUUCCGAUCCUGA